This is a messenger RNA of Aspergillus saccharolyticus JOP 1030-1, 888 nucleotides long. Its product is annotated as OB-fold domain-containing protein. The record is from RefSeq and is a predicted model, not a curated record. The transcript has 3 exons. Bases 1 to 888 code for a protein of 295 amino acids. NCBI's taxonomy places the organism in Eukaryota, Fungi, Ascomycota, Eurotiomycetes, Eurotiales, Aspergillaceae.
AUGGCCACAGCCGAAAAUGCCACCACAACCCUCGAAUUCUACCCGACCUACUGCUUCAAGGCCUCCCCGACCCACUUCACCUGGGUAAAGAUGGCCGUCGCGGAUGUGCUGCACCUGAAAAGACGAGCAGAAUAUCCAGAUCAAGCAACCUUCUUCCACCUCAACCACCCCAUCCGCUUCAUCGCCAUCGCAGGCAUCAUAACCUCUCGAACCGAGUAUCCGCGCGUCACGAUCCUGACACUGGACGACAGCAGCGGCGCUACGAUGGAUAUCGUGGUGUUGAAAGCUGAUCCUGCUGCAGUAGCAGCACCAGAAUUACCACAAGCUUCCGCCGAACCCGAACAACAACAACAAUACCACCACAUCUCCCCAACCACUCACCAUCCCAUCAACAUCACACCCCUCGUCCCGGGAACCCUUGCCCUCCUGAAAGGCACCCCCUCGACGUACCGGCAGACGGUGCAGCUGCAGCUGGAGCGAUGCAGUCCCCUGCACACCACGAGCGCCGAGAUGCGGUUCCUGGAUCAGCGGACGCGAACGCGCGUGGAGGUGCUGUCUACGCCGUGGGUACUGGGCGCUGAUGAGGUGGGCCGGUUGCGGCGCGAGGCGGACGCGGAGGAGGAGCGGGUGGAGGCGGAGGUGGCGCGGGGACAGAGGCGGCUGCGGCGGAGGGGAGCGCGGGAGGAGCGGGAGUACCGCGGGAUUAUGGAGCGGUGGGAGGCCGAGGAGAGGGUGCGGGAGAGGGAGGCGGCUGCAGCGCGCGCGGCGGGGGUGGAGUUGACGCGGUUACUUGCGAGUAUUAAGCAGAAGAGGCGGAGGGUCGAUCAUGAUGACAAGGUCGGUGAGAGGGAGAAUUCAAGGAGAAGGGUGUGUGGUGGAGAGCAGUAA